AUGGAUCAUCUAGAUGAGAAUUCCAUCCUCUCAGACAGUCGACAUGGAUUCCGAACAAAGCGUUCCUCCACUAUCAAUGGACUGGCUCGGAAUCUUGGAGGUAAAGGUCAGGUGUACACGUUAUUCUACUUGACUUUUAAAAAUAGUCCCCACCAACAGCUAGCUCAUAAGCUUAUCUACUGUGGGAUUCGAGACACCACUCUUCAAUGGAUUACAGACUUCCUAACAGGUAGGGCACAGCAAGUGCUUCUGGAGGGCCAUACUUCAACAACUGCACCGAAGCUGACAGGAGUGUCACAAGGGACAGCCUUAAGACCUACACUAUUCCUCCUCUACAUCAAUGAGCAACCUGAAGAAACGCUGUCAGAUGCUCACCUUUUUGCAGAAUAA
Saccostrea cuccullata (small rock oyster) is the source of this 390-nucleotide messenger RNA. RefSeq lists its product as uncharacterized. The record is from RefSeq and is a predicted model, not a curated record. The transcript has a single exon. The coding region runs from base 1 to 390 and encodes 129 amino acids. Lineage: Eukaryota; Metazoa; Mollusca; Bivalvia; Ostreida; Ostreidae.